Molecule: messenger RNA, 1725 nt
Organism: Scheffersomyces amazonensis
Lineage: Eukaryota; Fungi; Ascomycota; Pichiomycetes; Serinales; Debaryomycetaceae
Product: allantoate permease
Exons: 1
Coding region: 1-1725 (574 amino acids)
Biological process (GO): transmembrane transport
Cellular component (GO): membrane
Molecular function (GO): transmembrane transporter activity
Source: RefSeq, a predicted model, not a curated record
AUGACUAAUAUCGAUCGUGCGACUUCUUACAGUAGCACUAGUGAUUCUGAUACAGAAGAUAUUUCAGAAUCUCUAAGAGCUAUUCGCAGCAAUGGUACUACUCAUCCAUUAAUUAAUAAGAAACCAAGCAAUAUAAGUACAAGCAUUCAAUUGAUUUCAAGUGACAAUGAUUCCUUAAUCAACGAAGAUGAUGAAGAAGAUGAAAGUGAAAAUCCGUUUAUAGACUCAGAAGUUGCAGACUACUAUGAAAACUUGUAUGAGACCUCUCAAUAUGAGUGUAGGCACCUUUUCGAUCCCAAUUUUAAUUGGUCAAAACGUCAAGAUCAAGUCAUUGUUCAUAAGCUUGAUAAAGUUAUUGCAUUGUUUGCUUGUCUAAUGUUUACAGGAUUACAAUUAGAUAGAGGAAACCUCCCACAAGCCAUUUCUGAUAAUAUGUUAGAAGAUUUGGGUUUAACGACUAAUGAUUACAAUAGAGGUAACACAAUCUUCUUGAUUUGUUUCCUUACCGGAGAAAUUCCUUCUUCGAUACUUUCAAAAUGGAUUGGAGCUGAUAGGUUCAUUCCAUUCCAAAUGAUUACUUGGUCCAUUGUUGCUGCAUGUCAGUGUUUUUUACAAGGAAAGUAUUCAUUCUUCUUAGCUAGAGCAUUAACUGCUUUCUUGGAAAGUGGGUUAAUUGCAGAGUUGGUAUUAUUCUUAUCAACAUAUUAUAAAGCAAAAGAAUUGCCUAUAAGAUUAUCUUGGUUAUGGGUAACAUCAACAAUGGUUCAGGUAACUGGAGCAGUUUUAGCAUUAGGAAUCUUGAAAUUAAGAGGAUUCUUAGGAUGGGAAGGCUGGAGAUGGUUAUUUUUAAUAGAAGGACUGAUUACUUUAUUUAUUGGAAUAGGUGCAACUUAUAUGUUAAUUCCUUCACCAAUUGAGUUGGUUGAUAGAGGUUGGUUUUCUGAACAUGAAGUGAAAAUCAUUAUCAAUAGAGUUCUUAGAGAUGAUCCAACAAAAGGUGAUACAAAUAAUAGAAGUGGAGUUACAUUUAAGCAAUUAGUCAAAGUGUUUUUGGAUUAUGAUUUAUGGCCAAUUUACUCAAUUGGAUUGAUCGCCUUUGUUCCUACUGGUGCCAUGACCAAUUAUAUACCCAUCAUUUAUAGGGGGCAAGGGUUGACUACUUUCCAAACCAAUCUAUUAUUGAUACCACAUUAUAUUUUGCAUAUUACAUUUUUAAUUCAGAUUACAAAACUAUCAGAACGAUUAAAUCAAAGGGCUCUAGUAGCUAUACUAGCCCCUAUUUAUUUAAUACCACUAUUAAUAUUUUUCAAAACUCAUCGUGAUACAUUAACAACUACAGGUAUUUGGUUGGUAUCUACAUUAAUUUCUGGAGGACCAUACAUUCAUGCUAUUUGUGUCAGUUGGGUUUCAAGAAAUUCAGGUAGUAUAAAGACAAGAUCUGUCAGUGCGGCUGUUUAUAAUUUAAUAGUACAAGCUGGUGGAAUUAUUUCGGCAAACAUUUACAGAGAUGAUGAUAAGCCAUUAUAUCACAGAGGUAAUAACCAUAUCUUGAUUAUUGGAACAGCAUUACUUCCAUUAUUAUUAUCAAUUAAGUGGUAUUAUACCUGGAGAAAUAAUUCAAGGAAGAAGAUUUGGAAUUCUAUGUCACCAGAAGAGCAAUAUCAAUAUAUUCAUAAUUCACCUGAUGAAGGUAACAAGAGAUUAGAUUUUAGAUUUGAUAGUUAG